AGUGAACGCCCCCACUCCUGAAGUUGUGCGAAAGAGUCUCAAUCAUCAGGCGGAAGAGGACAUCUAAGUACGAAUUUUGGAUAGCCUCAAGUUAUCUAGGUGUCACUGUGUGCAUGUAUCUAGUUCCUGGGGCAGGGCCACCAGAGGGCAAUGUCUGACAACAGCAAUAGUGCCAAUGGCAACAACUGGACCAUCAUACCACCACCAGAGGCACCUGUUGCUGAGAAUGUGGGUCCCGUGCUGGAGGACUCCCGCGGCCAUGGAGAGCUGAGCAGCUCAGUGGACCCUGAUCCUCCCCCAGAGCUGCAGCUGGAGUCGGCCCUCUCCCCCUUGCAGCAGACAGAACCAGAGCUCUCGUCAGAGGUCCAGACACAGCCACUGCUCUCGGCAAGAGCGGACGCGUCACACGGGCAGAGUGGAACCGACCAGUCUGUCGAGCAAGAACCGUUAAGUGAAGGACUGUCCCUGGAUGGCCUUGAUGACCACACUCAGAAUGACGACUCCACCCCCAGUGUGGUCCCUCUGAGCUCCGUCGCCGAGGGCGAUGAGUCCACGGCCCUCGAUGAGCACAGUGUGUACCACGGCUACGCGGAGAGCCACGCCCACCCCAGCGCCGACACGGAUCUCUUCUCCGAUUCGUACACGCACAUAAGCUCCACCCCCGAUGCCAUACACACUGUCGAGGAGGAGGAGGAGCUUCAAGAGGAAGAGGAGGGGCUUGAUCAGAGAAGAAAAGGCACCGAGGAAGUAAAACUGUCAGACAGCCCGCAGGAGUCGGUGUCGGCGACGGAGGGAGAGAGCGAGGGAGACGGCCUGAGGAAGAGGAGGAACGUGUCCCUGCUGGGCUCCCUGGACCGCCGCGGCAAAGACGGAGAGCGGGAGGAAGAGGAGGAAGAGGAGGAGGAGGAUGGGGAGGAGUACCGGCCGCCCCCAGCAAGGGAGGAGGAGACGGGCCUGUCUCUGAACAAGUGCAUCCUGGGAGCUCUGCUGCUGCUGGGCCUGGGGACCAUCUUCUUCUCUGGUGUGUUCAUCGACCUGGAUGAGGAAGCAGAUGAUGUGAAGGAGUUGAAAGAUCGAGAUCUCGCACAGGAAUGGUUGAAGAGCGAAGGACGUCCAGACGCUUAUGCUGGAGGGAAACACCCCGGACUGGUGGACAAAGAAAAUGAACAGAUCGCAGUACUACAGGCCCAGUUACAGCAGGCCCAGAAGGAGCAGCUCACGUCUGCCCAGCAGCUGUUGCAGGAGGGGGCCAAGGAGCGGGAGCGGCGGGAGCGCCUGGAGAAGGAGAACCUGAAGAUGAAGGGGGAGCUGGAGUCGCGGCCCGUCCGGCAGAAGGAGCUGGAGCAGGAGAACGAGAGGAUGAGAAAGGAGCAGGAGAAGUCCAGGAGGGAGCUGGACGGCAUGUCGGCCAUUCAGAGGGAGCUGGGCGCUCUCAAGGCCAAGAUGGGAGCAGUGCCCUCUGCUGGUCAAUCCACAGAACAGCAGAGCGGCCAAGAUCCACAGCAAAAGGGGGAGAGGAAAGACGCAAAGGACAAGAAAAAACAUCUAAAGUUAGAGAAAGAGAAAGUUGAAAAAGAGCACAAGAAAGAAUGGAAGAAGCAGAAGAAAGAGGAGAAAGAGGCGAAGAAAGACAAAGGUACCAAGAAAGAUGUUGGAGAGAGGAAAGAGGGGAAGGAGAAGAAACAUGAAGCGAAGGAGAAAAGAGGUGCGGUAGAAGGCAAAGAAUGGAAGGACCGAGGAGAGAAGGAGUUGAAAGAGGAGAAAGAUUGGAAGAAGAAAGAGAAGAAGCUUUGGGCAAAGGAGGGCAAGGCUGAAAAGAAGGAGGGGAAAGACAAGGGUGAGAGGAAAGAGGACAAGAAGUGGAAGAAGGACAAAAGCAUGGAUGGACACAGAGAAGGAGAGAGGAAGGAAUGGAGAGAAUGGGAGGAGAAAAGAGGGAAAAGGGGAGGAAAAGAUGGAGAGAACAAGCACAGAGACGAAGAUAGAGCACGGAAGGAAGAUAAGAAAAGGAAAGGUGAUGACAUGAGCGACGGAAAAGUGUGGAAAAAGAAGAAAGACUGGAAAGACACAGAGGAACGGAGUGAAGAGUCGGACUGGAGAAAAAGAAAAGACGACGGCAAGAAAAAGAGCGCAGAAGGGAAAGAGGCUGGCCAGAAAAAGUGGAAGGAGGAGAAGGACCACAACUCCGAAAGGAAAGAAUGGAGAGAGAGGAAGGAGGAGAGGAAACACUCGGGCGGCAAAGCGAAGGAGCGGUCUAAAGAGGACGAGGAAGAUGAAGAGGAAGAACAUGGGGAGCACAGGAGAGAUCACAAGUGGAGAAAGCCCAGAGAUGACCACCACAAAGGCCAGGGCAGAGCCGGGAAACACCACAGACACGACAACAAAGACCAUCGCGGCCAGAGCGCGGACGACAAGACCUCUUCCCAUCUUCACGACGACGACAACGACGAUGAUGACGACAACGAUGACCACACUGACGGCGGUCGUUUCCGCGGCGACUACUGGAGCCAGCAGCGCCAGAAGCUGCAUCACUCCCGCGAGCCUCCGGCCGAGUGCUCGGACGCGGCGGCCUGCGCCCGCGCCCAGGGCCUCGUCCCCGUCUCCCUGGGCGACUUCGAGGCCCUGCUGCUGGCCUACCUGGACCGCCUGGACGCCGCCGCCUCCUCCGCCGAGGACCAGGCCUCCCGGAGACAGAAGCUCAGCGCGCUGGUGAGGGAGUUCUUCGCGGCCGACGGCCUCUUCGCCCACGACCGGACGCCCUUCGGCGAGUUCGUGGGAGACGUGUCGGACAUCCUGGAGGACAUGGCGGAGGAGGAGGAGGAGAACCGAGAGAUGGAGGAGGAGAUGGAGGGCUUCCAGAAGGACGCGCUGGAGAGGUUCGCCAUGCCGGAGGAGGAGGAGGAGGAGGAGGAGGGAGGGAAGGACGGCACGGAAGACAAGUCCAAGAGAACGAGUGGCAGAGUAAAAGGCUGAUGGAGAUAUUCACCGCCUACAUUGAUAGAGAUUUAAGAAUUCAGGAGAGGAACGUGCUAGAAAGACGAGAGGGAAAGAUGUCAUGUCAUGUAGUGUCAUGUUAAGCGAGCGAUAAGGUUAGGUAGGAUUGGGUUGGGUCUUCUGAUUUGAGUCUCAGAGCUCCCCUGGUUCGAAAGAUUAAAAAAAAAGAAAAAUCUCCACAGCUUGUCCAUAGCAAAAACCAUUUGCACCUCUGGAGUAGAUUCUGCAGGUAUCUCAGCCAUUGUACAGUUCUCCAGAAAAUCGCUCUCUCUCACUGCUGUAUUGUGUUUAGUACAAAGACUUUCUGAAGUAAAGAAUAUCACAUGGGGUGGACUGUUAUUGCACUUACUGUAAUUGAACUCACGAUCACUGAAACUAUAACUGAGUAUGUAAAUAUGCUAGAAUGGCUUUCCUUGUGUAACUUAUUGCCUGUGGCGGGAUCGGUCUCUAGUCUUUUCACAAGGCAAGCACAGCUGCACUCAUUGUAAUUGACCAUUUCAUGAGGUACUGAUGCCAGUUAUUUUAUUAUAUAAGUACGAAGAAAACAAUGCUGCAUGGCAGUGUUAAUAUUGUUUCAAGGAUCUACAAAAAUGCAGAUUAUUUUUUCUGCCCAGCGUGACCGUUAAGAAGAAGACUGUCCUCUCAGACCACACAUGGUAAUAGUCAGAGAAGGGGGGGGGGAGACACAACAAGCAAUAAAAGAUCCAACUUCACAUCAGUAAUUGCCUUAUCAUUCACGCACCAAGGGUGGCUGUGGGGUUUGUUUCACUACUGAGUUUUAAAAAUAAUAAAUGUUUGAACGCUUUGUUUGCUAUUGGUAUGAGUUAUGAGGUUAAACAUCCUGAUAUCAAAGGCUGUUACUGGAGCAUUCAUGGAGUGCAUGGCACUCACACAAUGUGAUUUAACCUGAAUUCUUACAGAGUACUUACACACAACUGUGUAGACUCUUCCUAUAGAACGCCUUUGAAUUAUUUAGAAUAAAAAGAUAGCUCACCUAUGUAAGCACCAUUAGAAUCGGCAUUUACUAGAAGAAAAAAAAAACAUUUUGUCUUUCUAGGACUGUGGUCUUGUUUAUACUCUGGUACGGCCUGCACUUUUUUGUUAUUAUUAUUACAAUACUUUUAAAAUGUGUCGUUGCUUGGUUAAGCUCUCAUGGAACUUUGCCCCCUAAUGUCAUAAUCUUAAACAUGUCUUAACAAACACAGAAGUGAGAAAAAUCCUUUAAGAAACUGAAAAACAGAACAUUCAUGAUUGUAUUGGCUUUGUGUCUCUCUGGUCAGAGAUUUAAUUUGUGUGGUAGAGAAAUUAUUAGUUAAUACAUUAAAACACAAUUAACACAUCCAGUAAUUACUUGUAAUUGCUUGAAUAUGAGUUUAGGUGUCUGUUUCCAAAAUAACACAAAUUUGAUGGAACACUUGCAGAGCAUUGUGAUGUUUUAUAUGUGAUGAAAACUGUUGAAUGUAUAUCUUCUAUGAAAUUAUUGAUGAAUAAAAAAACUUUGUGAAA
Sardina pilchardus (European sardine) is the source of this 4500-nucleotide messenger RNA. RefSeq names its product pre-B-cell leukemia homeobox interacting protein 1b (gene pbxip1b). NCBI's taxonomy places the organism in Eukaryota, Metazoa, Chordata, Actinopteri, Clupeiformes, Clupeidae. Gene Ontology annotation, cellular component: membrane. The coding region runs from base 151 to 2973 and encodes 940 amino acids. The transcript has 10 exons. The record is from RefSeq and is a predicted model, not a curated record.